AUGGAACAAAAUUUAAACUUUAAUCCGUCCUUUAUAAAGCUGUUGAUGGAAGAUGAUUUCACGAGAGAAAUUCGGAUUCCCUACGCUUUUGUGAGGAAUUUCAAGGAAAAGCUUUUCUCAAGAUGCACAAUCGAAUCCGAGGCAAAGAACUCAGUUCGAAAUUCAUGGCCAGUAAGAAUUCGAAAGAAAGGUCGCUACUAUUAUAUUUGCAAACUUUCGUGGCCAAAAUUUGUUAAAGAUCAUCAUUUGAAGCUUGGAGAUUACCUGUUAUUUCAUCUGAUAGAUAAAACAACAUUUAAAGUAAAGCCAUAUGGUGCCGAUUGUUGCCCAAAAAAGUUUAAUGUACACAAAUCAUUCAGUAGCUCCAGUGAUGAUGAAUCUGAUGAUGGCUCUGAUGAUGACAGUGAUGAAACUGAAUUUUACGGAGAUGAUGGAAUAGGGCCAUCAAAAGUUCAUCCUGCUAGAAAAAAGGUUUACACUAAAUAUCAGAUUGACCGUGAUAAUUUUCGUUCUAAUAAAUUCAGGAAGUUGAAGAAAACCAGAAAGUCAGGUGUUGGGAAGCGAGUUCUUGAAAUUGAAAGUGAAGACGGAGAAGAAGUAGAAGCAAACGAGAUGGAUGGUUAUUUUGAUUUAAAUGCGGAGAAUCCCUAUUUUAUUUUCAGACUGAAGCAGCAUCAUAUGGGCAGAUUGAAUAUUCCAAGACCCUUUUCCAGGGCAACAAAACUAGCGAUGGAGAAAGAGGUGGUCCUUCGCGGCGAAGACCAGAGGGAGUGGCCGGUAAAGAUCAAUGAGAGGAGUGAAAUUGGAAAAGGAUGGACUGAAUUUCGCAAAGCAUACAAAUUGGAGAAAGGAGAGAUUUGCCGGUUCACCUUGCUUGCGCGAUCUGCAAGGAAGAAUGGGCAUGAGCUGUUGAAGGGUGCAUCUUAA
Molecule: messenger RNA, 927 nt
Organism: Coffea arabica (coffee)
Lineage: Eukaryota; Viridiplantae; Streptophyta; Magnoliopsida; Gentianales; Rubiaceae
Product: B3 domain-containing protein At5g18090-like
Molecular function (GO): DNA binding
Source: RefSeq, a predicted model, not a curated record